AUGCCCCUUAGUCCCAAAGUGAGAGUGUCCACCGAAGGCGCCAUCCACGGCAACGGUACUGCUCUGGACAAGGAAGUGGCGGGCCGUGGGUGGUUUGCGGCCGAGGACAUCAAGGAGGGGGAGGUCAUCUGGUUCAUGGAGUCGUGGCUUGAAGACAAGGACUCGCAGCCGGGCAUUUUUGUCAACAUGGAGACGAUCAAGUCGUGGCCACAGGAGAAGCAGGACCAGUUCUGGGAGCUCGGCUACCAGUGCGGGGACGACCUCUUCCAUGGCUUCCCCAGUGAUGUUGAGCUGGACGAGGAGGGCAAGAAGGCGAUCCAGGAGAACUACGUCAACCACACCUGCGACGGCAACGCCUGGUACAUUAGCGACAACGAGCUGGUGGCGCUGCGCGACAUCAAGAAGGGCGAGGAGAUCGCCUACGACUACGCCCUCACCGAAUGUCACGAGGCGUUCAGGCUCAACUGCCGCUGCGGCACAUCCAAGUGCCGCGGGACGGUGACGGGCGACGACUGGAAGCUGCCGGAGCUGCAGCAGAGGUACGGCCGCCACUUCCUGCCGCACAUCCUCGCUAAGAUCGACGCCGCCCAACCUCAGCCCGCGCAGUAA
Molecule: messenger RNA, 609 nt
Organism: Acanthamoeba castellanii str. Neff
Lineage: Eukaryota; Discosea; Longamoebia; Acanthamoebidae
Product: SET family protein
Exons: 6
Coding region: 1-609 (202 amino acids)
Molecular function (GO): protein binding
Source: RefSeq, a predicted model, not a curated record